CUUGUCUGUUCCACGUUUCCGUUUGUAGGUGGCACUGUGGCGGACUGCGCUGCGGUAAACGGGCACCACAGAGGAAAAGCUGCAUUCUGUCUGUUCCUGGAGGAAAACAUCACUCAGACAGCUGCUGUCUGAGUGGCUGCAGAUUAGCUCCAGGACCCAGACGGUGUCAGUGGACCGAAGAAUUCAGGCUGGUCACCAUGGAAACGUAUCGUCGGCUACGUUAAAGCAUAACGGCAGGUUGAAGAUUCAACUGACAGAAAAAGGCGCCUAAAAGAGAAACACGCAGUUACUUUCAUGCCUCCAGUUUCAGAUGCCCACAGGAGAUCUCAGUUAUAUCUUCUCUGUUGUUUAGGUGAUGGAGUUUCCCCAGCAUUCCCAGCAGCUGCUGUCAGCUCUGCGGUCUCAGCGCCAGCGGGGUUUCCUCUGUGACUGUACUGUCCUGGUGGGCUCGUCCCGUUUCCUGGCUCACCGAGCUGUUUUGGCCUCCUGCUCGCCUUUCUUCCACAUGUUCUACUCAGACUCUCCAGGGGGGAACAGCGCCAGCAGCUCCGUCACACUCGACAGCGACAUUGUCACAUCUGCUGCAUUUGGCUUGCUCUUGGACUUUGUCUAUGAAGGUGUGCUGCAGCUGGAAGAGUCUCCUCCAGUGGAGGACAUAUUGGCAGCUGCCAGCUUUCUUCACAUGAAUGAAGUGGUGAGAGUGUGCAAGAGGCGGCUGCAGAGACGAGGGCCGGUGGCUGAGGCCGACAGCACGCGCUCUGAAGAGAGCGCUGGUUUGAGGAAGGCAAUGGAAAUGGAUAGGGAGGGUGGGGGUGGGGGUGGAGCUGACCCUAUGGUUGCAGUUGCAGGAGAUCAGUCAAAUCCAGCCAUAGCAACGCCACUGUUACCAGUUUCAGUAGAGAGGGGUCAGGUGGAGUCUGUGAAGUCAGAGCAGAGGACUGGCGGGGGGUCAUCACAGGUACGAGUCCAGACUCCUCUGAGCCCUGACCUCGCCGAUACCACCCAGCCGGGCAUGGACGUCCCUCCACUGCCCCCAAGCGGAGAACUCGUGCAGGGCCUCAUCGUAGGUCAGUCUGCUCCUGCCUCUGGAGGUCACGUCCGGAUGGGGACUGGAGGUCAGGGAGAUGGCUCAGCACUCUGCAGCCCCUGUAGCACCACUGAGAUGUACAGCCAAAACAGUAACCAGCAACCCACUUCCUCAUCUUCUUCCUCUCGGUUCCUGGUGAGCCAGGCUGGCGUUCGGCCAGUGGUUGCUCAUACCCAGUUAGAAUCCAGCUUGUCCCCCAGUGCACAUCUGGAUGAACCGCGAUUGCCUCGUGAGGAGUCUGUUCAAGAACCGUCAGAAACUGACCACAGAGGUACAAUAGACAGAGGACAACAGAUGGUUGUGUUAAUCCAAGCACCAACUCUAAACUCAGAUUUACAAACAAACGCAACGCAUUCAGAACUCCAGCAUGCACCUUCCCAAAUCCGAAUUCAGAGUGCUGUGUCACUCCAACGCCAGAGUUCAAACUUUCAUAGUGCUCCUCAGACCCAAACCCUUAAGGGACCUGUCAGGGACACCAGACCCUCAGCCACCACUAGAAAUGAAAGACCUCAUCCUCUUAUAGGCAGAGUGAGGACAGGCGAUGAUGGAGAGAAUGUGAAAGUAAAAAUGGAGGCCAUUGUAAUAUCUGACGAAGAGCUAGAGGACAAGAAAGAGGACAGCAGAGAGCGAGAGCCGGUGACGGAAGUGGACGACGAGUUUGAAGAUGACAUUCAGGAAGAGGAGCUAAACAGCCCUCAGUUUCUUUCUUCCCACUCACAGGGGCUCUUACAAAUGCCCUCCCAUUCAAAUGACUAUGCCUUCCCGCUCUCUCCCUCCUCCUCCUCUUCUGGCGCUGGACCUUCCUCACAGGACACUUCUUCCUUUGCCGCCUCCCUCAUUCCUCCAUCCACAUCUCAGCAGCAUCCAGACGCUCCAGCCUACUUCCAGGACUUCCAGGACUCAGUGGGGAACUUUGUAGAGGACGUACCGACAUGUGGGGUCUGUGGAAAGACUUUCUCAUGCACAUACACUCUAAGGCGCCACGCCAUCGUACACACCCGUGAACGCCCAUACGAGUGCCGCUACUGCUACCGAAGCUACACGCAAUCAGGCGACUUGUACAGACACAUUCGAAAAGCUCAUGACCACACUCUGCCCGCCAAACGCAGCAAAGCAGACAUGGAGCCCUCCCUGCCACCACAGCCACCUCCACCACCUCUUAGCUAGCACACCAGCAGACUCACCGUUCAAUCCUGUUCUUAAACACACAAUUCAUGAACUUUAAACUCUGAUUCUUCCUUUAAAUUUAAAUUGAAUUGGAUUACAAAAUAACAAACUGUCAUGAAAAACAUAAAGGUACCGGAAAAUUUACACUUUUAAGAAGCUGUAACAGGUUUUUAUUAUCAAAUGACUCUAAAUAGUGAAGUAAUUAUUAAAAUAGGUGCCCAUUGAUUGUUGCAGCUCUAUCAACUUUCUUUUGAUAGUUAUGGCCAACAUAUUUUACUGUCUUUAAAUCAUUUCAAGGAUAUCCACAGGUCUUUCUGAAUGUUUAUUUUGUGAAAUGAAUAGAUUUAUUUUAAUUUAUAUCAAUUCAUUUCAGCAGUUUUUACAUUAAUUCUGAUUUUAUUUAUGCAUUUUUAAGUUGUUUUUUUUCUCCAAAUAUGUGCACUACCCAAACCAAACUAAUAUUUACCUCAAUAGUUGUAUUUUUUACUUUCACGAUUCAUAUUUAAUACUUCAUACUUACAUAUGACACAUUUUAAAGCAUCAUCUUGUGAAAAAUGACCGCCAGUACUCUAAAGUGACUCACAGUUGCGACUAUUUGUGCCACCUGUUAGCUCAAACCUCAGUUUAUCUGUUCACUGUCUCUCUAUACAGUUGACACAGUAAACACCAGCCAUGUGGCAGUGAUGCAUCCAUCGAACUACAUGUAUGACCGUUGUCCAUUAGCACUCAAACUGAUUUUAAUAUCUUUGUCAUACUAACACAUUUGUGUAGACAUGAAAAUAGUCACACACAUUGUUGUAAGAGGGGAUGAUUCAGGAGAUGUAUUAUAAUGUUUCAAAGACAUCUUACACCAAGUGUUUGUUGUAUUAACUCGAGGGACAAAUAAGGGAAAGCUGUUGUUUUCAUUUUUCAUGUUAAAACUGUAAAUUGUAUGUCUGCCCUUUCAAUGUGACUGUGCCAGAAAAGUUUGACUGAUUGUAAUCGCAGCAGCAUCGUGUUAUAUUUACAGGAUGAAACCAACAGAGCUGUUCACAUAGAAGCAAAUACCUGCAGGUUUUCAUGUUAGACUUAGUUUUGUGCCAUUUUAUAACUGAUCAUUAAGUCUAUAAUCAGAUCUAUAAUCAGUUUUGACCACUUCAUUAGUAGAUUUACCUGAUGAAGUUGGAGACGAGAUGUGCCAUACAGUCUUUUCUUCCUUUCUUCCUUCAUCUACUGUGCUGUGAAAAGCCUAAUAUGGGCAGAAUGAGGCACCUCAGCCAGAAAUAUGAGUUGCAACUGAUUGAAUUUACUGAAUAAUACAAGAAGGUGUUUUAUCUAAAGUUGACUGGACAAUCUCUUACCAUUAAGACUGCUGCACCACAAAUGACCAUAAAUGUGUUUACAUCCAGUGGCCUGUACAGGUUCAUACACAGUAGCUCUCUGUAAGUUAAGUUGGGUUGUAGUAGCAUUGUGCUUGUCCUGUCUAAAAUUCUGAUUUUGCCACUCGCUAUAUAGACUUUGCUUCUCAUUCUCAGUCAGGCUCAAUUAGCAAUUGAUGGGGGUGGAAAAUGGGUUUUAUUGUUCCUUAACUUCUCACCUACAUUCUCUGGUAGAUUAACAGAUGAUGUGAAGGAGGAGGAAUGAUUAAGUCUACAGAAGGAUCAACCUUCUAUAGUUCAACAUAAGAGUACGAGCACAUUUUAACAUAUGCAGUUUUCUACCUUGUCUUUAAAUGUCUACAUUUAAAUUAUAAAUGUGCCUAAAUGACUGUUUGACACUUUGGAAUUUCUUGUUCUGCACCAUUUUCCCUGUUUUGGGACAGUUUCUGUAUGAUUACAAAUUCAGAUUUGUUGGUAGUGCCAUAAACAUCCAAGAGUUUUAAAUGGAUACUCAGAAGGGACAGUUAAAUCUGUAAUUAUUUAGAGGGUUUUAUAGUAGCCAGAAUCUAAAUGUUACCUUGUUUAUAAACACUGCCCAGUAGAAACAUGAAACAGUGAAAUAUGGUCAUUUUUGAGUAAAUGCACAGUUUAAUCAGUCAGUGUUAUCUUAUGUUUUUCUUUAUUUCACUACAAAAAAAACAUAUACAAAAAAUAUAAACAUUAUUUACGUCACUUAAUGAACAGGUUUGUAUUUCAAAAGGUUUUUACAGCUGUUAGGUCAGUAACCAGCAAACUGUACAUUUCAUUUGUAACACGCUGAGGUUUAAAAUGCUGAGGAGACAGCAGUUCAUCACCUCUUUCCAGAAACUCUGUCUCUUCAGUCUUCUACUGGCCCGUGGAUCUGUGAGGGAACAAAAUGUCAGCAUCCACCUGCCUCUGUGUCUUUGUAUUUAAACCAAAUGAUAUUCUAAUGAAAUAUUGUUGUCAGUGUUACCAUUUUUGUCAGUUUUGAAAAGAGACAAUAAAACACACCGUUUCAACAGAA
Molecule: messenger RNA, 4657 nt
Organism: Amphiprion ocellaris (clown anemonefish)
Lineage: Eukaryota; Metazoa; Chordata; Actinopteri; Pomacentridae
Gene: zbtb3
Product: zinc finger and BTB domain containing 3
Exons: 4
Coding region: 356-2254 (632 amino acids)
Biological process (GO): regulation of transcription by RNA polymerase II
Cellular component (GO): nucleus
Molecular function (GO): protein binding; RNA polymerase II cis-regulatory region sequence-specific DNA binding; DNA-binding transcription factor activity, RNA polymerase II-specific
Source: RefSeq, a predicted model, not a curated record